AUGGCGCCCAUGGGGGAUGACGCGCAAGAGCAGUGUCGCUGGGCUGCCCUCGCCGGCGCGGAGGCAGCCAUAGCGCCGUCCGAGCUCGUCGACCUUCCGCCGAAGGUCCAGGUAGCUCGAGGGAGAGAACUGCUGUCGAUGUUGGGCUGUGGAAAGGAUUCCUCGAAGUCCCCGGCAGCGCAAAACAGAAGCAGAGAAUCCGACAGGCAGCCUUCCGCGGUGACGUCGGAGCCAAGACAUUUGGACAGCUUGGCAUCGCAGACGCAGGAUGUGCACGUUUCAAGCUUCACCUCGGCAACGGCCGUUGGCAUCCAGCAGGUCGUCAACUACGACGGCGGCGAGUGGAUGGUUCAGGGAGGUUUUGGAUCCAGGCCUGACACCCCUGCUGCACAAAGCGUCCCGCUGUGGGGCAGCUCUGCUGCGAGUGGUUCUGUCCACGCAGCAUCUUCAGGCACUCCUUGGUCCGCUUCAAACGCCGUGUUGACGAACUGGCCUAUGGGUACUGGAAUCCCAACGGCGACGGUAGCCACGAACGUGACGCCUGUAGCUGUGAUGGGUCCUCCCGCUGCCACAGGCGCGGGAGUCUGGCAGGCCCUGGAUUCUGGGGCAUCCGGAUCUUUCACAGGCUGGACUACAGGAGCUGCGAUGACUAUUCCGUCGGAAGUGCAGUGUGUGGCUGCAGCCCCUCAAAUGGGCAUCGAUCUGGCCGUGCCAGUCUCCAUGCCCGUCGUGAUGUCAUCGACCCCGUCUCUGGGCGCGUCCAUGCUGAACCGGAAUCAAAUGAGAGCCGAUGCGGCGCCGUACGUUCCUGGUUCCAUGCCACUCAGCGUCGGAGCGUAA
Molecule: messenger RNA, 840 nt
Organism: Symbiodinium sp. CCMP2456
Lineage: Eukaryota; Dinophyceae; Suessiales; Symbiodiniaceae
Source: the annotation of a GenBank genome assembly